AUGUGUCUUCAGUCGACGUCGCUGUUCACUGGCAAGGACUAUGAAAAACAAACAAAGAGGGAUAACAAGGCUGCUGUUGAAUCCCAUGAAAAGUGUAAUAUCUACGCUGACGUCACUAGUAGUUCUGCUGCUUAUCCAAGUGAACCUGAAUAUCGAAGCAAACACUUAAAUACAAAGCAGUUUCAUUCAUCUCUAAAGAGGACUACUACGACUUCGAGCGGCAAGCAUACACAAUAUACUUACAUACCGUCAGAACCCCCCACAAACGACAACGUCGAAGCAACAGCAGCAGCAGAAACAACAAAAGAAGAGAUCAUCAGGACUAAAAUGUUUGCUAAAGAAUUUACAAGAAGUUUAUUGUGA
Molecule: messenger RNA, 363 nt
Organism: Paraglomus brasilianum
Lineage: Eukaryota; Fungi; Glomeromycota; Glomeromycetes; Paraglomerales; Paraglomeraceae
Source: the annotation of a GenBank genome assembly